Molecule: messenger RNA, 1492 nt
Organism: Fopius arisanus
Lineage: Eukaryota; Metazoa; Arthropoda; Insecta; Hymenoptera; Braconidae
Gene: Iyd
Product: Iodotyrosine deiodinase
Exons: 3
Coding region: 331-1185 (284 amino acids)
Cellular component (GO): plasma membrane
Molecular function (GO): oxidoreductase activity
Source: RefSeq, a predicted model, not a curated record
CAGCGAUAGGGAGGGGAGCACGUGUUUUUGUCAAAAUUUUAACGAUUGUGAUAUCUCUCUGAUGUAAAAAUACCGUUCACUAGCAGCUCAAAAAUAUUCUCGACCACAAGCAGAAGCAAAUAAAAAUUCGUAUGCGAUAAUUAACGAGAAUGAUAUGCCUUCAUUUUCAAUUCAGCGGAAAGAGAAGGGAAUUGCCACAAACUGUUACGAAACUGCAGGGCUAUUUGACGAGAGUAUUGUAUCUCGGAUUGAUUCAGUCUCCACUGGCACAUCGAUUAUCUCACUUGUGGAUUCAUUUCAAGAACAUCUCCCUUGAAGAAUUCAGUAAUUAUGCCCUCAGAGCUACUGCCAUUCUUCUCGAAAUACUGGCAUUACGUAAUUCUCGGUAUCGCAUCGUACUGCCUCGUGAAUUUUCUGUGGAACCGUAAAAAAAAAAGUGAAUGUGAGAAUGAGAAUGAGAAUGACGAGGAUAUUUUUGAUAAAACUGCCGACGAGGAUGACCUACCUGCACUACCCAAGGACCUAGAGCAUAUUUCCUUCGUCUAUGACAGACCAAGCGAGGAGGAAAUGAAAAAACGGUCUAGGGAAUUCUACGCAAUUUCCAAUGCACGCAGGACCAUCAGGUUUUUUAGUCCUGAUCCGGUGCCAAUCGGUGUUAUCCAUGACAUUAUUGGAGCAGCCGGCACUGCACCGAGUGGUGCUCAUACCGAGCCAUGGACAUUCGUUGUCGUUUCUAAUGACAAGAUGAAAGCGAAAAUACGAGAGAUCGUUGAGAGGGAGGAGCAGCAGAAUUAUUUAAAGAGAAUGGGAAAAAAAUGGACAAGAGACUUGACGCCACUGAAGACUAAUUGGGUUAAGGAUUAUCUUACCGUCGCUCCAUACCUGAUUUUUGUUUUUAAACAGACUUAUGGGAUUUUACCUGAUGGAAGAAAAAAGAAUCACUAUUAUCAUGAAAUGAGUGUUGCUAUUGCCUGUGGUGUAUUACUCACAGCUAUCCAGUAUGCCGGACUGGUUACACUGACGUCCACGCCUCUCAACUGUGGACCUGCAUUGCGAUGCCUUCUCGGUCGACCCCCUCUGGAAAAACUCUGUCUGUUACUUCCGGUUGGAUAUCCAGCUAUUGACGCGACUGUACCAAAUCUCCACAGGAAGCCACUCGCUGAUAUUCUAGUCGAGUUUACCUAAACUACCCCAUCAAACACUUUCUCAUUCCCAAUAUUAAAAACUGACAGUUAGUAGAAACUAAUCAUUUAUUAGCAAUUUGCGUACAAUCAUUGAAAAUAAGCGAUAUAAAAAAUCGAAUUCUGAAUGACCAAUAAUUAUCAACUCAAAAUACAAUGUCGGUCACAUGAUUAAUCCAUCAAUUAAUCUCUAAAUUCAGGUGAUUAGUUUUAAUGUACAAUUCCAUUAUCCAAUCUCAUUUUUUUUACUUCAUUUGCAACUUAACUUAAGUACACUCCAUGUAUAUAAAAUAUAAAAAUACUGAGCUGAC